Vicia faba (fava bean) is the source of this 393-nucleotide messenger RNA. NCBI's taxonomy places the organism in Eukaryota, Viridiplantae, Streptophyta, Magnoliopsida, Fabales, Fabaceae. The record is from the annotation of a GenBank genome assembly.
AUGCAUGAUGUUAGUGUUAGGAAUGAAUCAAGUGAUGAAGAUGCGGAUAAAAGUGGCGAUGAUGCAAGAAAUCUCAUAUUUGAUGGCAGUGAGGAGGAUAAAACAACUGUAUUGAAUGAUGGAUUUGAAGUUCUUGAAGUCGACAUGCCCAAAGAAGGUUCAAACAGAAUUGACAUAAAUGGAAAGUCAUAUAAGAUUAAGAUGUGUGCAAGUAAGUCACCUAUGAAGAAGAAGAAAUUAACUCCAAAGAAGAAGAUGAAGGCAAAUUUCAAAAAGAAAAUUGGUGAAGAUACUUUAAUCAUAGAUUUAAUGAUGGGUGCAGCCAAAGCCACAUAUUACCAAGCAUGGCAUGAAAAAAUGCAAGAACUAAAAAAGCUUGACACAAAUGCAUGA